CUCUGAGCGGUGGGAGCAGAGCAGUGUGGAGCCGUGAGCCUGCCGAGCAAACCACCAUGCAUCAGCCUGUGUCCUGUUAGACCGACCAGCAGCUCCUUCACACACACACACACACACACACACACACACACUGUAGUUUAGUUGCAUAGCAGUUAGUGAUCUGCAGGAGAGGAAACAUGAGUGGACACAUCAGUGCUGCUUUUUGUCUGGCUUUAGUUUUCCUCCCUGUGCUGGGCUCAGCGUGUCCUGCACAGUGCAGCUGCUUUUACCACAAAUUAAGCGAUGGAUCAAAAGCGAGGAGUGUGCUUUGCAACGACCCAGAAAUCACCGCGGUCCCUCCAAAUUUCCCCGCGGACACGUCGAAGCUCCGCAUUGAGAAGACUGCGAUCACAAGGAUUUCCGGCAACAACUUCCACUACCUCAACAACCUGGAGUUCCUCUGGAUGUCCUUCAACUCCCUGAGCGCGCUGAGCGUGGACAGCUUCCGGGGUCUUUACAACCUGGACGAGCUCAGGCUGGACGGGAACUCCCUCGCCUCCUUCCCCUGGGAGUCUCUGAGCGACGUGCCAAACCUCAGGCUCCUCGACUUGCACAACAACAAGAUCUCCACCAUCCCCGCCGAGGCCGGCGCGUUCAUCAAGAACAUCACCUAUCUGGACUUGUCCAGCAACAGUCUGACGACCGUCCCUGCCGACGUUCUCAUCAUGUGGCUGAGUGUGAAGCCGGCGCAGGACACCGAUUCCUCCAAACUUAUUCUCGGGCUCCAUGACAACCCGUGGCUCUGUGACUGCCGGCUGUACGAUCUGGUCCAGUUCCAGAAGUCCCCAUCAUCGUCGGUGGCUCUAAUCGACACCAGGCUGAAGUGUGCCGACCCAGAGAGUCUGUCAGGAGUUCUUUUCACUGAAGCGGAGCUGCAGAGGUGCCAGGGCCCUCGGGUGCACACGGCCGUGGCUCGCGUUCGAAGCUCACUGGGCAACAAUGUCCUGCUCCGCUGUGGUACAGUCGGAGUCCCCAUCCCCGAGCUGUCCUGGAGCCGAGCCGAUGGCAAGAAAAUGAACGGCACAAUUCAGCAGGAGAUUUCAAAGGAGGGAAUUAUUUGGUCCAUCCUGAGUGUGCCGGCGGUCUCCUACCAUGAUUCUGGGAAAUACAUUUGCAAAGCAACUAACUUUGUGGGCACCGCGGACGCCAUCGUUUCUCUGGUGAUCACAGAUACUUUCCGGUCAGAGGAGACAGGUGGUGGUGGUGGUGGUGGUUCUUCAAAGAGAAACAGAGGGAAGAAAUCCGGUGGCAUGGGAAAAGCAGCAUACCAGGAGAAACUCAUCGCCAGAUACAUUCCUCCGCCGACUACCAAAGCCGGACAGCCCAUCAUCGAACCUCUCAACGGUAAAGGUGUGACCGGAAAGUAUGAGAUCGAGAGCUACAGCAUCUCUGACAGUGCUUCCCCAGAAAAGGGCAAGGAGUCAGACUCUCAAAGUCCAGAAGAGGAAGAAGAGGUUCUGAGCAACUUAGCAGCCAAUGCCUCAUCCUUACAGCAAGCUCCAGAGAAAAGGAUAGUGCGCUCAGUGAAGGUGAUUGGCGACACCGACCACACCGUCUCCCUGAACUGGCGAGCCCCCACUGCCACAAACACCACAGAAUUCAACGUCCUGUACGCUGUAUUCGGUGAGAGAGACAUGCGACGCAUCAGCGUGGGUGCGGGGAAAAACCGGAUCACCAUCGAGGGUCUCGUACCCAAAACAAAGUACAUCGCUUGUGUUUGCGUCAAAGGCCUGAUCCCGAAAAAGGAGCAGUGUGUAAUCUUCUCGACUGACGAGGCGGCCAGCGCAAGCGGCACUCAGAAGCUCAUUAAUGUGGUGGUCAUAACGGUGGCGUGCGUGAUCGCCGUGCCCUUGACACUGAUCGUGUGCUGCGGGGCGCUGAAGAAGCGCUGCCAGAAGCUGCUGGGGCGGCAGUCCAAGGAGAUGCAGGACUCAUACGUGACAUUUGAGACCCUCGGCCCUGGGACUAAAGCCAAAGGGAUGGAGGGUGAAUUUCUGACAAGGUUAAACCUCGACGAGUCCAACAGGCUGCUGUCAGCGCGGUCUAGUGUUGACUCAGAGGCCACAGUGAGGACUGAGGGGCCUCCCAAUGAGUACUUCUGCUAAAACCCAACGUAUGCCUCAACCUCCGGAGGAUGCACUUUGUUUUCUAACAGGACGAUAAUAUUUCAGCGUGUGGAUGUGUUAUUAUUUUACAGCCUUGUGGGAGUAAAACACCACCGAUUAAUGGAUGGGCAGCAAAAAAGGGAAAAUGCACACAGUGAUGAUUUCAGUAUUUACAUGUAGUUUCAAUGUGUAGUAAAAAAAUCAUGCACUUUUAAAGGCGAUGUUUUGCAGAGAGAAUCGUCUUGACGUGUUUCCCUAUGCUGUAAAAUCCAGAUAUUCUUUCCAAUAUUUAACCUCUGCACUGUGUUUAAAACUUUAUUCAAACAAUAUUUAGAGAAAUUCUAAUGUAAUUCCGCAGUUAUUAGUCUUUUUUUUUCUCGUAUUUUCUAUUUGUUAAUGUGCCAGAUUUUACCUAAACCACUGUACAUUUUUAUAAGGUAAAUACAUGUGACCUGAAAUAUGUAUAAUGUAAUAUGUAUAUUAUAUUACAUAUUAUAAUGUAAUG
This is a messenger RNA of Solea senegalensis (Senegalese sole), 2649 nucleotides long. It is a transcript of the gene lrit1b, whose product is annotated as leucine-rich repeat, immunoglobulin-like and transmembrane domains 1b. Gene Ontology annotation, cellular component: endoplasmic reticulum membrane. NCBI's taxonomy places the organism in Eukaryota, Metazoa, Chordata, Actinopteri, Pleuronectiformes, Soleidae. The transcript is spliced from 5 exons. Gene Ontology annotation, molecular function: protein binding. Bases 177 to 2144 code for a protein of 655 amino acids. The record is from RefSeq and is a predicted model, not a curated record.